Molecule: messenger RNA, 2186 nt
Organism: Neocloeon triangulifer
Lineage: Eukaryota; Metazoa; Arthropoda; Insecta; Ephemeroptera; Baetidae
Gene: udt
Exons: 7
Coding region: 114-1946 (610 amino acids)
Source: RefSeq, a predicted model, not a curated record
ACCAGGGCGUAGUGGCUGUUGAAAGCUGUUGACUGUUUGGUCCGCUUGUCUGUUUUCAAAGGAAUGCGGUGCGUCUGCUCGCUCACCCUCGAGUCCCUCUUGUAACCCCAAGGAUGGCCCUAAACAGGUGGCAAAUCCCUGCCUUGGUGCUUUUGGUGAUCUAUGGUGAUGUCGCAUCAAGUUUGUCAUGCACCGUGCCAGUUAUAAUCCGAGGAUCUUGGUUCUCGUGGGAAAAUGGCCAAAACACUUUGACCGAAAUCAACGCCGAGAGGAUGAGCACCAAGGGCGAUUGUGUGGACAUGAAAGAAGAGCACCACGUGAAUUUCACCCUCGUAUUCCACGACAGGCCAAAUAGUUGCUACACCUGCGUCAAAUUCAUGGUCAGAACAGUCAAUGUGCUGGAAAAGAUUGAAACAACUUGUCGCUCACUUCCUGCCGGAGCUCAGCCCACCGUGGAGCGAGUGUGCCAGGGAUUGAAACACGAUCAGCAGCUGAAGACUCUUUUCUCUGAAAACUAUGUGCCCGUGAACUGCAGGUCAAGUUUGGAAGGUGUUUGGCAAUUUGCCUACCAGAACAGAUUCCGCUUCACCGGCGAAUGCAACAACCCGAACGCUUACAUCAAGUCAUGCCAGGUGGCAGGAACACAGUUCCUGAUCACCAACCAAAAGUUCAACAUCACCUACAAGAGGUGUGAAGGAAUGGAGGGAACUUUUGACGGAGCCGUUGAGUACAGUUGCCUGGGAGCUUGGUUCAUUGAAAAAAACCUGUUCUUUGCUGUCGCCAACACAAAGGAAUCUCGAAAAGAUGAGAAGUACCGGUGUUUCUUGAAGAAUCGAGACGACGACCUCUACAUCGGAGUCUCAAUCACGGCCGAAUGCAACACCCUGAAGACCCCUGAGCAAAGUCCGGAGCGUUUGCGAAUCACCCCUGUCAAAGCAGAAGUGGUCCAGCCUGGUUGUCGCCUGCCCCAAAACUUCAGUGGCGACUGGAUCAAUACUGCAAAUUUGGACGCCGACGUUUUUAUCAACGAGACGCACAUCAUUGAGACCUGGUACCCUGAUGAAGGACGUUAUCGACAGACUGUCUACGUCUGCAGGGAGCAGAGAGGAACACGAUACAUGUUGGCCCGACUCACUGUUGACGGAUGCCAAAAAGAUUACAUCUGUUUUGACUUUGUUCCUCGGCACCACAACAUCAUUCGGUACCGAAAAGGUCUUGCUGUGAUUUUGGACAAUUUCCACACAGUCUGCUCGUGGGUGCAGUUUCCAAAUAAAGAUUCCUGGAAAUAUGAUACAUUCCUGGCCAAGAACCCGGUCCCCGUUCGCUGCCCCAUUGCUGGAAAGUAUAAUUUCACCCAGAAGGGAGAUGUUCCGUUUGAAACGAGGAUUCUCGGCGGCGUCACUCUUUCUCCCAGACCCAAUCUCUACUGCAAAGAAAACAUUUCUGACUUCUCUGUCUGUGACACUGACCAAAAAGAGAUUUUCAUUGACGAGACUUAUUGUUUGAGCGUCGAUCAUUUGGGAAGACCUGUUGACAUUUACAGUGACCCUGAUUACAAAAUGAAGUGCAUUGGUUACUGGAAGGAGAACCUGAAGUCCUAUCUGAUAACCUACGACGAACUUGACGCCUUCAGCAAAUACAGAUGCUGGGUUUACCAGCGGAGCGACCUCAACAGAGUCAUCAUGUCCCAGGCUUUGGGAGCCUUUUGUGACCUCAAGCAAGAUGUAACUUCUUGGAAUUACACGGAGGGCGCAACCGUCUCUGUUGAAAUGCAAGAGUACGAAAGAGAAAGGGAUCAAUGUCCGAUGCAUUUUGACGACGGAGCCAAUCCGUGGAUGAUGGAUGAAAAUCAUGUGAAGAUUUUCAGAUUUGGCUCUUCUGCUAGCUGCUUAAGUGUGACUCGAGGGUUGUCCCUGUUGCUGUUCUCAAUAAUGUUGCUCAGGUAAUGGGGGUAAUGGAACAUUCCUUCCACUGUCCAUAUCGAAUUGUAAAUUUUAAGUGCCUAGAAUGUAUUUUUAGAUAUUAAGUGAAACUGUUUUGUUAGCAUAUUAAUGCAUCCGUCCAUUUUAAAAACCAAACCAACGAAUCUCUUGCUUUUGUGAAGAGAAAUUUUAUUUUAACUCAAUAAAUUUUUUAGAAAUAUGAUAAACUGAUUAAAUAUUUACGUUUCCUGUAUAAACAAACUA